Messenger RNA from Neolamprologus brichardi, 1611 nucleotides. It is a transcript of the gene tmem276a, whose product is annotated as transmembrane protein 276a. Gene Ontology annotation, cellular component: membrane. The record is from RefSeq and is a predicted model, not a curated record. NCBI's taxonomy places the organism in Eukaryota, Metazoa, Chordata, Actinopteri, Cichliformes, Cichlidae.
AUGGCUGCUAUGAGGACUUUAACCGUGGCAGGUCUGUUUUUGGCUUUUUGCGCUUUGGGACUGAUCGCGGUGGCGAUCAGCACCGACAACUGGUACGAGACUGACGCCAGGAGGCACCGGGAACGCUGCAAGAAUUACUCAAACAAAAGAAACGACCCCGGCUACAUUUACAUCUCCAACAACAACCUUCCGCUUCGGAUGCUGCCAAAGGAGAAAAACGUUGAAAGAAAGGGCUCCAGUGUCAGCGGCGAAAUGCUGCUGCGGGCUAAGCGGCACUUCUUGCCUCCUGCCCCGGCAAUGGAGUCUCUCUGCAGUCGGCAUUUCAACUCCACCGUCACCGGACUGUGGAGAAAGUGCCACAGAGAAGGGUUUGACUUGGAGACGGAGGAUUUGAUCUUUAAAGGAUUGGUUCCACGCUGCACACCAAUAAAAUACUACUACUCAUCAUCAGAGCUCCCCAGAAAUCUGCCAAUCAAUCUGACGAAGACAAUAAGGCAGGAUGAGUGGCACGCGCUUCAUCUCCAGAGGAUGACUGCCAGUUUCAUAGGAAUGGCCAUAUCCAUCAUCAUGUUCGGCUGGAUCAUAGGCGCUCUGGGCUGCUGUCAAGACCACGAUCUGAUGCAGUAUGUCGCCGGACUUCUCUUCCUCAUGGGAGGGACGUGCUGCAUAAUCUCCCUUUGCACGUGUGUGGCCGGAAUCAACUUUGAAUUGUCCCGCUAUCCGCGCUACAUGUUUGGCAUACCAGAGGACAUCAGUCAUGGUUACGGCUGGUCCAUGUUUUGUGCGUGGGGUGGACUGGGCCUCACGUUGCUGGCUGGCUUCCUGUGCACACUCGCUCCCUCCCUCUACCCCCCACAGGCCAGUGCGGUGCACAAGCCCAGACAGGAGAACGGCUGUGUGUGACAGGCCGCGGGCAUACCAAACAGACACCUGUCUCAUCUGUGAAACAGUGACGAGCCCUGUUCCAGAGACAGCUUCACCCAGGGACUCAGAGAAAAGAGAAAGCCUUCACUUAGCCAGGCACAGAGAAAGCAUGGGACACUUGCUCGCACUCACAUGGGAAAUGAUAAAGAGGUGACAUUUGACUGAAGAUGGUUUCAGUUCCUCUGGUGCUUUUUGAUUUUUUUCUUCUGUCCCUCUUUAUGAAUAAACUGUUGAGUGUCAUUGCUUGCUCUUCAAGAGGAGAAUAUAACAAUUUCUUCUUGUAAAAUCUGCUAGUUUGAGAAGAAAAACAGAAUAAAAAAGAGAAAAAGAUGCACUGGCAGGAGGUCAAUAGCACAACUUUCAAAUGGGAACUGAAGAUCAAACCAUGGACUUGUAAUUCACAUUUCAAAGGGCAACUGUGUAUCAUUAUGUACCCAUUCAAAACAAGAUAUGUACAUGUACUUUAUGAAUUGUAUGUAUGCAGAUGCAUUUGUGUUUAUUCAAGGAAAAAAAAAAGAGAAUUAGACCAAACUGUGUUUGAGGGAAGUGUUUUGUUGUUCUUGAGGUCUUACCCCUGUCGGAAUAUUUUUGAAAAAUAAAAGAGCCAUGCAAAAGUAUUUUUUUUUCUUCCCCCCUCAUGUAAUGCACUGAACAGACAUCAUAUAAAAAGAAACAAAAGCAAAAAAA